AUGGAUCGAUGGGGUCGUAAAGCUGGCGUUCUAUACUGCGCGAUCUUCUCGCUCGUAGGCGGGGCUAUGUUGUGUGGUGCGCGAAACAUAGAGAUGUUCAUCGUAGCCAGAUUCAUCGCGGGCUGGGGGAGCUGGGGCUUCUUGGCCGUGACACCAACAUACUCGGCUGAACUUGCGCCCCCUGGACUCCGAGGAUUCUUCGUAGGCAUGAACGGUGUCAAUAUCGCGCUCGGGUACGCCAUUGCCAGCUACACGGGCAUGGCAUUUUACUUUGCUGAGAGCGACGCUGCGAAGUGGCGCGGUCCGCUCGGAAUCGCCCUUCUCUGGCCAGCCAUGAUGAUUGCCAUCAUCUUCAUCGUUCCAGAGUCGCCACGAUUCCUCCUCAUGAAGGGCCGUGUAGAAGAAGCAGAGAAGAUUGUGUUUCGCUUACACAGCGUCAAGGGGGACCCCGAGCAGGAGUUUGCACGAAGCGAAUUUUACCAGAUGAGAAAGCAGACGGAGCUCGACCGCACCCUGGAGCCGGGAUGGAUCGCCAUGUUUACCAAGAAGGGGUAUCGACGGAGGACGGCGCUUGCCAUGGGCUUUGCGUUCGUGGGUCAAUCAACGGGUGUCUUGGUCAUCAACAACUAUGGUCCUACAUUGUACGCGACAUUGGGGUUCGACACGAAACAACAACUCGAACUCCAAUGCGGCUGGAUUUCCGUCGGCAUCGUCUUCAACGCAGUCGGCGCUGUCUUCAUGGACAAAGUUGGUCGUAAACCACUCAUGCUCUUCGGUGUCGCAGGUUGCGGUGUAUGUCUCAUCAUCGAGGCAGCUAUCGUAGCCACCUAUGCCGAAGAAGCCACAAACAAAGCAGCCUUAGCAGCCGGUGUAGCGAUGUUCUAUCUCUUCCUCGCAGUCUACAGCAUGGGCGUCGACGUCGCGGGUGUCGUCUUCUACUCGGAGCUCUUCCCCAACCACAUCCGUGCCAAGGGCGUCUGUCUCAGCAUGGCCACCGUUGCGCUCACUGACCUGGUAUACUUGCAAGCCACGACUACAGCAUUUGCAAACAUCGGCUGGAGGUUCUAUCUCGUGUUCAUCAUCAUUUGUGCACUUGGCACGGUGUUCUUCUACUUCUUCCUGCCCGAGACGAAAGGCAUACCUCUCGAAGAGAUGGCACGGAUCUUUGGUGACGACGUCGUUGUUACGCUCGAUGAUGUCCAUAUCAAUCACAACACGCACCAGCUUGUGUACCGCACAGGCGAUGAGAAGGAUGGGUUGGAGCACGUAGCCACGCACCAGGGUCUUACGCCGGAGGUUGAGAGGGCGAUCAAGGCGAAUGCCGCAGAGCACAAGGAGACCGUGGGCAAGGAGUGA
Paraphaeosphaeria sporulosa is the source of this 1356-nucleotide messenger RNA. Its product is annotated as MFS general substrate transporter. NCBI's taxonomy places the organism in Eukaryota, Fungi, Ascomycota, Dothideomycetes, Pleosporales, Didymosphaeriaceae. The transcript has 6 exons. Gene Ontology annotation, cellular component: membrane. The record is from RefSeq and is a predicted model, not a curated record. The coding region runs from base 1 to 1356 and encodes 451 amino acids. Gene Ontology annotation, biological process: transmembrane transport; carbohydrate transport. Gene Ontology annotation, molecular function: carbohydrate:proton symporter activity.